CAGACAGAGUGUGUUUAAACUUAAUAUUCUUAGUGUGACAUUUUGACAAAUGUAAUUUCCUUUCCUUUUUGUUUUUUUAUUUAUCUUUUCCAGCAGUUGCCUCAGUCUGAGGUAUCCUUACUUUGUGAAAACUACUGUAAUGCAAUUUAUUAACCGUAUAAAUUAUAUCAAUGAUGAUGUUUGGUGUCUUUAGAGCUGCUGUACUGUCUGUGGUUAUGACAGUUUAAAAGCGUCAGCAGUUUUAACAACUUAAGUUUUACCAUGAUAUCAAGGAAAAGAGGAUGUAAUAUUUUAGUCUUAGUAGUCAUCCUGUUUCGUUAAAGGGUUCGACUUCUCGUCUGCUGGCAGUUUUGAUCGUCAACAUUUGAAGACUUCAGGAUUAUGGUUUGUCCAGCUCUUCUGCUUCAGUCCUUCAUCUGGUUCUCUCUGAUGUCAACAGGUGUGCAGUAUGAGGUUUCUCAUAUUGUCAGCAGUAUGUGUGUAGUUCGGCAGUCGACGGUGCUCAUUCCCUGUAAAUAUGAUGGAUAUGGUUUCGGGAAGCAGGUGAGCUCUGCAGAGUGGCUCCAUGAGAAAGCAGCAAAGCAGAAGCUCUCAGUCUCUCAGGACUCAGCGUUUGCAGGCCGUGUGGAGUUUAUGACGGACUCUGGGAACUGUUCACUGGUGCUGAGGGAUGUGAGAGUCAGUGACGCGGGUAUCUUCAGUUUUAUGCUCACGGAUGAUUCUGGACACAACUGGACAAACACACAGGGAGUCCGUUUAGAAGUGACAGAUGUGGAGGUGGAGGUAAAGACCCAAUCUGAUGUUGUGAUGGAGGGAGACUGGAUCUUCUUCAGCUGCGGUUCAUGCAUCCCCUCCAUGACUGUACCAACCUACACCUGGAGGAAAGACGGACAUCUGCACAGUCAGCACUAUGGGAACAACAUGCUUGAUGUGGAGUCUGUCAUGCUGGAGGACGGCGGACUAUAUUUGUGCAUCAUCAGCGGACACGAGGGACUCAACUCUACACAAGUUAACAUCACUGUUAGACCUGGAGGUCCUCCAAAGAGCGUCUCAGUGUCCGUCAGUGGAUCUGCUGUAAUAGUGUCUGGAGAUUCAGUGACUCUGAGCUGCAGCAGCGACUCAAACCCUCCUGCUGUGAACUUCACCUGGUUAAAGGAGACUCAAAGCUCAGCUGUUGGAUCUGGACAGAGUUUUAGUGCACUAGAUAGUGGACGAUACUACUGUGAGGCUGAGAAUAAAUAUGGCUCUCAGAGAUCAGAGUCUGUUUCAGUCACUAAUAAAGGUAAGGAUCAUCUGUGUUGAUCUCAUCUAGGUCAAAAGCUAUUUAUGGUGAUGGUUGGUGAUCACCAGAAUGGGGAAGUCCCAGAGUAAAAUGAGAAAAUAUGAUACAACGGAGUUUUGAAACAUAUACAUUACACUUUUUUUCAUCUGUUCUUAUAUUAUUUGUUUUUAUUUUAUUCAUG
Messenger RNA from Danio rerio (zebrafish), 1463 nucleotides. NCBI's taxonomy places the organism in Eukaryota, Metazoa, Chordata, Actinopteri, Cypriniformes, Danionidae. The record is from RefSeq and is a predicted model, not a curated record.